AUGGAGGAAGAAUCCCACCGAAUGACCGAUGAUGAAGUUGCGGAGAUAAUUGAAAUAGACGACCAGGAUAUGAACUACGCUAGUGACGAUGAAGACCAACAGAGCACCUCCAACGCGGAAGCAAUGGACCAAAUUGUGGAUGAUUCGUUGAUGUCGCUUCAAGCCCAUUCACAAGAUUGCUUUUCAAUCGCGCUUGCUUCAAAUAGAUGGCUGGCGACCGGCGGAGAGGACGACGUCGCUUUCCUGUUCGACCAAAACGUUUCGGAAACCGAACCGAUUUUGAAGAUUGAGCACAAGGAUUCGGUGACGGCUGUGAUGUUCAAUAAUUCGGAGACGUUGUUGGCCACUGGCGAUUUGAGCGGCAAAAUUGUCAUCUCCGAUAUUGCCGCAAAAACGAUUCGCGCCGAGAUUGAUGAAUGCAGCGAUUUGGAAUGGAUUAAAUGGCAUCACACCGCCGAUAUUUUAUUCGCCGGUGAUAAAGACGGCAUUCUCUGGAUGUGGCUUAUCAGCGCGAAAGGGGUCGCACAAUCGAAGGUUUACGCUGGAUCGGGCUCGCCGUGCACUGCUGGAUGCCUUCUGCCGGACGGUCGACGCAUUCUAACCGGAUACGCUGACGGUGUAGUCAGAUUGUGGCUUCUUCGCGAGGAAACGAGCUCGGUGCUUUAUUUCCAUUCGCCGAUUACCGUCAUUGAUCAUCAUGUCUCACAAACGGUAGCGGUUGUUGGAACGCAGAGCGGCACUGUGAACGUGAUUAGCACUGCGUCGCCGGACAAUGUACUCAAGAAGGUGUCACUUUUGCCGCCACCCGGUGUCAACGCGACGACGAUUACCGCUGCCGGAACCGCGAAACCAGAAACCGACGAUGAUGAGGACGACGUGGCGAAUUGUGUGGAAUCGCUUGCGAUGGCGCCGUCGCAUCCGUGGUUCGCCGCGGGACGCAAUGAUGGAUCGUUGUGCAUCUAUGAGAUGGACUCGACGUCGCCGAGAAGCAUGUUCCAGUCGAAUCAGAUGCAGGCGAUUUCCAAGGUGAUUUGGUCGAUGGAGGGCAAUGCGCCGUAUUUGACGGUUGGCUCGAUUGAUGGAACUGUUCGAGUUUUUGAUGCGAGAGAUGGAUCUUUGGUCAAGGAGCUUGGCAAUGGCGGCGACGAAGUGCUCGAUAUGCUAGUGAUUGGCUCGAAUCCGCAUCGAAUUAUGACGGCCGGAAGCGGCGGACUUGUUCGUGUUUUCGACUUAAAUUAG
This is a messenger RNA of Caenorhabditis bovis, 1239 nucleotides long. NCBI's taxonomy places the organism in Eukaryota, Metazoa, Nematoda, Chromadorea, Rhabditida, Rhabditidae. The record is from the annotation of a GenBank genome assembly.